Molecule: messenger RNA, 2277 nt
Organism: Cicer arietinum (chickpea)
Lineage: Eukaryota; Viridiplantae; Streptophyta; Magnoliopsida; Fabales; Fabaceae
Product: nuclear transcription factor Y subunit A-3
Biological process (GO): regulation of DNA-templated transcription
Cellular component (GO): CCAAT-binding factor complex
Molecular function (GO): DNA binding; DNA-binding transcription factor activity
Source: RefSeq, a predicted model, not a curated record
CCUUUAACAUCAAUGCUUUUGUGUGAUUUCUCCUUUCUCAAAUUUUUUUGAACGGUUCUGUUGCUUUGAUCAAAGUUUCCUUGUUCUGUUGUUGAUAUUGUUGUGUGAUUAUUAUUAUUAUUGAAUGAAAUCAACCAUGUUUGAUGUUUCCAUUUCAUCUUAGAUAAACAUAAAAGAAAGAAGGAAUUUUUAAUAACAAUCUAUGAGAUGAAAAUGAAACAUCUUCCUCAUCUAUGAUUUGGUUUUGAUAGAUGACUAUUGAUUAAAGAAGAUAAUGAAUGAUAUAUUCUUUCAAAUAUUUCCCUUUUUAUGUACACAAGAAUUAGUUUGUUUUUUUGAAUUUUCAAAUGAUAAAAGCUCACAUGCAAGGAUUAAUGCUCAAUUUCACAUACACAAUAACUAUAUGUUGUUUCUAAAUUAGUAGUUACUGAACUUUUGUCUUAUUUGUAGGCGCAUGUAAAAAUUGAUAUUUUGUAUGCUUAUCUUGUUUUAAAUAUUAGUUCUUGCAAUUUUUUAGCAUAUUUUGGAUGCUAUUAAUAACCUCAACCUAUGAAGUACCGACAUUUUAGAUUGAACAUUGAUGUUGAACACUGACAUGACACUAACACACAUAGUUACAUUCAAUUAAUUACAUUUUUUUUCUUCAAAUUAUUAUCAGCAUCAAUGUGUCAGUGUUUGAUGUUUGUGUCUAAGUCGGUGCUUCAUAGAUUGCAACAACAAUAUGACAUAUUUCCAAUGGGAAAUAGAUACAUCAAUUUUCUUUGACCUACUUUUACUUAUUUUUGAGACCAGAGUAGUACUAUUGAAAAUGGGAAAUAAUUGUUCUUGAUUGAAAAUGUUGUAUUGAUAUUCCAAUAGGACUUCUUCUGAAUCUGAUGUGCAACAAUCAUCGAUGUCCGAAAAUCUGACCUUGAAAAUGAGUGUUUUGCCACAACAAUGCCAUAAGACUAAGCCACUAGGCUUUCAAUUUCAAGACCAAGAUUCUUCUUCAACUCAAUCGACCGGUCAAUCUUAUUUGGAAGUCGGUUCGGGACAAUCAGGUCCAAUUUCUGUCCAAUAUACCAAUUCUUCUGCUUGUUCAACACUUAGCAAAACUGGCGGAAAGAGCGUGCAAGGUAUCAUAAGAUCAACUGCAGGGAGUCAAGAUUUUUCUUUCCCUCCUUCUCAACUGGAUCACAACCAAUCACUCGCUCAUGUGGCAUUCCCUCAUGCUGAGACAUGCUUUAGUGGCUUACUAGCGGCUCCGUAUGGACCGCAGAAUAAUGUUCAUCAUGCUCAGCUUGUAGGAAUGGCUCCGGUUCGAAUUCCUUUGCCUCUUGAUCUUUGUGAGGAACCGAUAUAUGUGAAUGCAAAGCAGUACCAUGCUAUUAUGAGACGUAGACAGUAUCGUGCAAAGCUCGAAGCACAGAACAAACUCAUCAAAAAUCGGAAACCAUAUCUACACGAGUCGCGCCAUCUACAUGCAUUGAAGAGAGCUAGAGGUUCCGGUGGACGUUUUCUAAAUACGAAAAAGCUCCAAGACCAUGGCCUUAAUGUUUCUAGCUCUACUCAGUUGAAUCUGAGCGAAAAUGUGGCGGGAUCCAAGGUACAUCAAGUAGAAAACUUUAGAGAUGGUGCUUCCACAACCGCAUGUUCUGAUGUCACAAGCACUUCUAAUAGUGAUGACAUGUUCCAACAACAUGAAUCAGACUUCAGAUCAUGUGGUUACCCUUCUCAUAUGCAGGGUUUCUCAGCCGAUGUUGGUGGUGGUGGUCGGAAUCAACACCAUCUAUCGGUCCUUAUGUGACAAACAUGUUUGGAACAUUAUAGCAAGUUACUCUUCUCCAAAAUAGUAUACUACUCCGAUCUCAAUUAUAAGCAAAAACAGAGUCAGAGAAAGUUGAUAUAUAUCUGGACCAGAUACAUUAAUUUUCUUUGACAUACUUUUACUUAUAUUUGAGACUGAGGAAGUAUAUGUUUGUGUUUCAUUGGGAAGUCAUCCUUGGCUCAUUUUAUAUCAUGUCUUACUAGUGUUUUAUAUUAUGUCUUACUAGUGUUGGUUAUUAAUUAUUCAAAAACAAGGUUAGAGAUUUUUGCUAGAUAUAUCAUGUUAUGUUGCCAUAAAAAUGUUUGGCUAUAGAAACAUAUGAAAGAAUUAAAGUGGCUUGUCAAAACUAUAUUAUUGUGUUCGUGCUGGUGAUAUAAGAUUUGGUUGUUGUUGUUGUCGUCAUUGUAAGAAACAAUAUUGUUGUCUAUGAAUUUGUGAUGGUGUCAUGGUUCCAAAUGUCUUGGUGAAAA